This is a messenger RNA of Anopheles stephensi (Asian malaria mosquito), 932 nucleotides long. Its product is annotated as zinc metalloproteinase nas-15-like. Gene Ontology annotation, molecular function: metalloendopeptidase activity; zinc ion binding. The record is from RefSeq and is a predicted model, not a curated record. NCBI's taxonomy places the organism in Eukaryota, Metazoa, Arthropoda, Insecta, Diptera, Culicidae. The coding region runs from base 73 to 849 and encodes 258 amino acids. The transcript has 2 exons. Gene Ontology annotation, biological process: proteolysis.
GCCAGCACUGCAAUCGAUCGAGCACAGUACAGUUUCGUCAGCUGCAGUUAGAACUCUAGGACGAGCAGAGCAAUGUAUAUCCGGCAGGCCAGUACCCUACUGGCCGUACUGUGCGCGCUAGCUCCCUGUGCCCUGUUACAUCCACUGGCGGCGGGACCAUCGCGGCAGGACCCGGCGGACGCGAUGGGUGAUAACUUCGAGGGUGACAUACUGCUAACGGACGCGCAGCUUGCCGCGAUGAGGAAACGUACCGGCAUGUAUCUGUCUACGUUCAUCUGGCCCGAUCGUACAGUGCCGUACCAAAUUGUGGCGACGGACUUUACAUUCGAUCAAACCAAUGCGAUUCUGGCUGCGAUGCGGGCAAUCGAACAGCACACCUGCCUACGCUUCGUUCCGGCCACAACCGCAACGGUCGAUUUCAUUCAAAUCGCUGCCGGAACCGGCUGUUCCUCCUUCGUCGGCCGUAUUCGAGGUGCCCAAGCCCUACGGCUACAGCCGAGUGCGAUCGGUACCGGCUGCUUCACGCACGGGACGAUCGUGCACGAGCUAAUACACGCACUCGGCUUCUAUCACAUGCAGAGCGCCACGGAACGCGACCAGUACGUGGACAUUCUGUGGCAAAACAUUGCCCCCGGGCGUGAAGGUAACUUCCAGUCGUAUGGUACGGAUCGCAUCAUCAACUACGGGGUCGCCUACGACUACGAAAGCGUUAUGCACUACCACACGCUUGCGUUCAGUGCGAACGGGCAACCGACGAUCCUUCCGAAGGUGGCAAACGUUGCGAUUGGACAGCGGGACGGGAUGAGUGCGGGCGAUAUUCAGCGCAUCUGGAACAUGUACCAAUGCUGAGAAGCGGAACGGUUUCAGUAGGACAGCCUGUGACCCGGAAACGAACAAAAAUAAAUCCAACUAUUUUGUUAAAGCAUACGUAA